Messenger RNA from Lathyrus sativus (Indian pea), 1392 nucleotides. The record is from the annotation of a GenBank genome assembly. Lineage: Eukaryota; Viridiplantae; Streptophyta; Magnoliopsida; Fabales; Fabaceae.
AUGGCCUCUUCCAGUAGCAGCACACAACCACAAGUUCAUCAUCAACCUCUUCACAUUCAGGCACAAGAUCCAAGCAUUACAAACGCAACAGUUGCAGGACAAGCAGUGAAAUGGAUUUUCCAGAUUCUUUUCUACUUGCAACUGCUCUUGAUUUCUGCCUUGGUGAUUUUCAUCACCAGGUAUGAUCGUACCUCAGACUCUUCAACAACCCACCAUUUCCACCCUCACAAAUGGUACCCUCCACUUUUAGCAUCAACACUAUGUGCAGCAAUUCUUGGUUUCACAUGGCAUUGUAUCAUUGCAUGUUACCCGAAAGAGGCAGUCUGGGAACCAUUUUGGUGGAGUCCCCUGUUAACAUUGCUAAUGGCUUUUAUGUUUAUGGUAAUAGGUACUCCAGGGAGUUGGAUACCCGGAUUAGGAUGUUUCUUAUUUUCUGAUUUACAAUCAAAGUAUGUAGGCCGAGUCAUUCGCAGUAACAUGAUCAAACACACAGCCGAAAUAUAUCAAGAUUUAAUAGAUUUUAUUCCUGCUAAAACCAAGUGCUUGGCAUUCUUAUCAAUCACCGUCGGUACCCUUUACUGCUGUUUUCUGGUGUAUGGAAUUGGAGGCGCAAGAAGAACUGUACAAGCAGACUUAUACAUCUUACUGAUCAUUCUCAGCCUUGGAUGGACUAUGCAGGUUAUGAACAAUGCAAUGCAAGUCACAAUUUCAUGGGUCCAGUAUACUCAUUUUACCGAUCAUGUCAUCACGAACAUUAGAGCUGCAUUUCGUGACACAAUCAAACACUCAAUUGGAAGUGUUUCUCUAGCCUCCAUUCUCCUCCCAGUCAUCAAACUCAUCCAGGAAUUUGCACGAUUAUUAAAUCUAUAUCAUUGUGAAGAUGAUCGUUCAUGCGUGAUGAAACUUGCCGCGCAUCUUAUGACUUGGGGGAAUAUAUGGGGUUUCGUGCACGUUGGAGCUUAUCGCAAAGGAUUUGUGCAAGCCUCUUCCGAUACUUGGGGGAUGUUCAUGAGUAGAGCUGGAUUACAGGAACUGAUAGAUUUGGAUAUCACUGGUGCAUUCUGUUUCCUGAGUGGUGUUGCAGUAGGUGCAAUCUGUUGUCUUGUGUGUGGAAUUUGGAGUGUCAUAGUGUAUAAGGACUAUGCCACAGAACUAUCCAUAUAUGCUUUUUUCAUUGGCUAUUUCAUUUGUAGGUUAGCAAUUGCAUGGCCACAAGCUUCUGUUUCAGCUUACUAUGUAGCCUACGCGCAGAAUCCAGAGAACUUUCCAUUUGAAUCAACUAUUGAAGAACGGUUGAACCAGCUUUGCAUAGCUUCACAAAGACCCAGUAACCAGAGAGGGAGGCAAUUCAGGAGGAGGUUCGCCUACCGAACUGUACGAAAAGAACAUUAA